UUCACGUUCCUUCACAUCGUCCUCUCAACCCAAAAAUCCCCCCCAAAAUUUGGCAUAACAUGGGUUAAAAGGAGAGGGAGAAAAAAACGAGGAGGAAAAAAAUCUUUUUGCCGGGGGUUCGCCUCCUACAGGACCCAGAAGUGAACAACAGGCGACCCGGAAGGUUUGAAGUCCGCCUGACUGCAAAUCGACACGAAAAGAAGACGAGUAGCGAUUGUUGCCCAAAGAAUCACCGCCUGCGCGCUCACUCUAGCAGAAUGGCUGAACCUCGCUUUAACAGUCCCUAUUUUUGGCCCCCGCCACCCGCCAUGGCUGUCACUCAGGAACAGCUGAUGGCGGAGAAGAUUCGAGCGUCUCAUCCGGCUCCUGUUACGCUGCCUUCCCAGCAGCCCUUGCUCUCCCCGGACGGUGGCCAGCAUGUGACGUCCAAAGCCCAGCAGCCGGACGUCGUCCUACAUGCCAGCCCCGCCCGGCCCACCUCCAGCUCACUCACGGGUCGGAUUCUCGGCGACGUUAACUUAAACCUGGAGGAUAAAGCGGCCAUCAAAGCCAGGGGAUUGUGGGAGGACUGGCGUCAGCUCAUCGAGCACCCCGCUCGGGCAAACCACCUCUCAGGCGUUUCGCUGGCAUCCAGAACGGGAAACCUCAACAACUCUGAGGUCAUCUCCCCAUCCACGCCACCCUCUGGCGCCUCCACACCCCACCUGCUCUCCAGCUUCCCCAACCCUCACGGGAUGGAGCCUGGAAGAACCAACGGAGGUCUCAUGGGUCUACUCGGAGUAUCCAAGCCACCGAAGGAAGGACGUCGGAAAAUCAAAGCAGAGAACGGCUCUUCGCUUUUGGUAGUGCCGUACCCUAUUCUGGCGUCCAGCAAUGACCAGUCAGCCAUUAGCAUCACUGCCAAAGAGAAAACAUACAGGUGUAAAGUGUGCCCGCUGACCUUCUUCUCCAAGUCGGACAUGCAGAUCCACUCGAAGACUCACACGGAGGCCAAGGCGUACAAGUGUCCUCACUGUACCAAGACGUUUGCCAACGCCCCGUACCUGGCGCAGCACCUGCGCAUCCACCUGGGCCUCAAGCCGUACCGAUGCGCCUACUGCGAGAAGUGCUUUCGACAGCUUUCGCACCUGCAGCAGCACACCAGAAUCCACACGGGGGAUCGUCCAUAUAAAUGCUUCCAACCCGGAUGUGAGAAGGCCUUCACUCAACUAUCUAAUCUGCAGUCACACCAGAGGCACCACAACAAAGACAAGGCGUUCAAGUGUAACAACUGUUUCCGGGCAUACUCUGACGCAGCAUCGCUGCAGAUGCACCUUUCCGCCCAUGCCAUCAAGACGGCUCGGGCCUUCUGCUGCAGCACGUGCGACAGAGCGUACACCUCGGAGACCUACCUCAUGAAGCACAUGUGCAAGCACGCGGCGGCACAGCAUGCGGGGCCUCGAAGGAGUGACGCCCCCCACCUCCACCAACGGACGGAUGCCUCGGACCUGAGCGCCGCCACCAUUUUGUCCCGACAUCACCUCUCUCUCUCCGUUUAGCAUACGACGAUGACUAUACGACUGAUGGACUCGGGUACGACCAAAAACAAAAAAACAAAAAACAAAGUGCCAGAGUGUACUAAUACUUUAUGAGGAGGUACAAUACUACUUUCCUCUGUAUUCAUUAUAAAUAUAUAUAUAUAUAUAUAUAUUCGCAUCUGGAUUAUGUCUAAUGAGCACUUUGAGGCCUGGAAUGGACAGACCUAUAACAUUUAUUGUGAUGUCACAGAUUGUUCUUUUUUAUACGCUCCCUAACUUUUUUAAUGCUCGUUAAGGUAUCUUCUAUAUAUCGUACGCGUCCUACAUUUAUGUAAAUAUUAUGUGACGAGUUUUUGUAUUGUCGAUAUUUAUUCUUUUUGGCCACAUUCCCUCUUGAGGUCACUUAGGUUUUGAUAAGGAAAGAAAAAAGGGGCCAACGCAAGACUUAUUUGGUACACCCGUACAAUUUAAUAUGAUCCAAAACGAGUUAUUUUCCCAUAAUUUGCCUUUGCAAAGAUGAUAAUGAUUUCAGUUUAACAAUCUGUUUAUUAUUGUGGUAGCCUCUUACGUCCUUACACAAAAUCAGCAUAGGAUUGACUGUCAACAUGUUUUUAGAAAAUAAAACAAUAAUCAGAA
Hippocampus zosterae (dwarf seahorse) is the source of this 2153-nucleotide messenger RNA. RefSeq names its product zinc finger protein 362a (gene znf362a). Gene Ontology annotation, cellular component: nucleus. Bases 258 to 1538 code for a protein of 426 amino acids. NCBI's taxonomy places the organism in Eukaryota, Metazoa, Chordata, Actinopteri, Syngnathiformes, Syngnathidae. The transcript is spliced from 9 exons. The record is from RefSeq and is a predicted model, not a curated record.